Pararge aegeria (speckled wood butterfly) is the source of this 3419-nucleotide messenger RNA. RefSeq lists its product as uncharacterized. The record is from RefSeq and is a predicted model, not a curated record. The transcript has 5 exons. Bases 1 to 1440 code for a protein of 479 amino acids. NCBI's taxonomy places the organism in Eukaryota, Metazoa, Arthropoda, Insecta, Lepidoptera, Nymphalidae.
AUGAGCGCGCCACGCUCCGCGGCCGAGGCGCUCUCCUGCCUGCUGUGGCAGCCCUACGACUGCCGCUCGCCGCCCCUCGCGCGAUCGCGCACCGAUGGAGCUCUCGCCGUGUACCUCGUGCCGGCGGGGGACGAGGCGCGCGCGCUCCAGUCGCCCAGCGGCGGUCGUCAUGCGCGCGCGUCGUACCGCGCGAACAUUCCCCACCACGAGAUGCGGCUGCCAGUGCCGGCGCCCGCUCCGCUGCGCAAGUCGGACUCGGUCUCGGUGCGAGUUCCGGGCGAGCCGAGUCGGUCGGAUGUGUGUAAUGUGAACAUAGUGCAGGUGCAAGAUGCGCCCGGUCCCAUCGUGAACAGUGCGGUGCAGACGGAGAGAGAGAGGAGUGUAGCGAGUGCGGAGUGCCAGACUGAGGAGCCGGCGCGGCGGCGGCGGGUCCGGCGGGUGCGCGCACCGCGUGCGCCCGACCUGCUGGAAAGCGUACCGCCGCCGCCUUAUAGCACGCUGCCGCCGCCCUUGGCGGUGCCCGUGCCGGUGCCGGUGGCCGUACCCGUGCCGCCGCCUGCGCCGAUCGUCUCACCGCAUCCGCCAGUGCAUCGGUUCCCUUUUCAACCUAUACCUCUCAGAUCCGGAAGAGGCGCAGCGUAUGCAUGUUCUGAAGGGGAAGGCAACGCCCCGAAGUCAUGCUGUGGCCGGCCUCCGCUAAGGUUGUGUGUGCUCUUCCUAGGCGUCGUGGGCGCCUGCCUCGUGGCCGCUGGGGCUGUGCUUGGAGCCCUUAGGCCGCAUCCUCGAGCACCCCUCACAUUACUGCUCCUCAUGAUAGGCAUAGGUGUGGUGUUAGUAACCGCCGCAGGGUUAGCAUGGCGGCUGGGAGCUCGCGACGCCCCAUGCGCCUUGUUAGGGCUCCGAAGGGCGUCUUGUCGACGGCUGGUGCCACGACUGCCGCCGAGCUACGCGCGCCCUCACCACCCCUACGCGGCCAUGUUGUAUCCGGAGUUCCACUACAGGCCUCCGCCACCCACCUACCAAGCUUCCAUGCAAGAAUAUAGACUCAGGUUACUUCUCCUUGACAGAAGUGCGCCCGCGGUGUCGCCGCCUCCUACUUACAGAUCCAAUUCAGCUAGUCUAGUCAGAGGAUCCACGGGAGCAGCGUGGUGCGGCUCCGAGUACAGCGGACCGCCAUCCUACCGAGCGCCUCGCGUCGACCCUCCUGUAACAGUCACAGACACACUCCCUACCCUCACACAUCUAGAACUCAAAUACAAUGAUGACACAAUAGAACCCCUCCCAAAACCCACAGAACAAGAAAAAGACCCAGACGAACACCUCGUCACAAUAGUGCACACAGAAGCACAGCCUGUGAUUGUUACAGUGUCUGGGUCAACGGCGCUUAACGACACGCACAUCCAACCGCCUACCGAAAUCGACAUUUUGGCACAUUUAUAACAAACCAGUGGACUUCUAGGUUUAGAAGACACGAGGAUUUUAUCUGUGACCGGUUUGUACAGUGAUAUUUUGAGUGCUAUUUGUGAGAAGUGAAGUUUGGUGCCCUUUAUUAUGUUUAUGGAAUAUAAGUGAUCAUAACACAUUUAGAUGUUAAAAUGGUAUAAGGUUUUAUACAAAUAUAUAAAUGUACUUAAAAUUAGAUACAUUUAUAUAUUUGUUAGCGUUGUUUGACAAAAGAAAUGGAUCUAAGUACCUUAUUAUCAUAAAAAUAAGUUUUAUAUAAUGUAAAUAAAAAAGCACUGACAUAUAUUUGAUUUGCUUGUAUAAUUUAAAAGCGUGCCGUGUAUAUACUCGUAACUAGAUAAUACAAAAUGGAACUUUUAUUAAACCAAAACCUUCACCAUAAUGUACAACGUAUAAAAAUGAUGAUUAUUUAGUGCCAAUGGUUGUUUAAUAUUACGUAUAAUAAUUUGAUAACAUUUCAACGCUAAUUUUUUAACUGUACCUACCGUUUUAUUUUUAUUUGCUUACCUCGCGAACUAUUCCGUAUUUUAAUCGUAAUUUAUUAAAGCUUUACUAAAAUAAAAAUAAAAUGAUAAUUUAACGAAAAGAAGUGGUAAAGUAUUCAUACCAUAUUUUUGUUAAGUCUAAAAUAUUUCUUAAUAAAUUGUAUCCCUGCCAUAGAUCCGAAGCUGUUUUGACUUAAUAUAGUUUACGUACGUACCUAUUCAAGUGAAAAGAUAUACUGAUGUUGGCCCUGCAUGGUAAAACAACUCAUCAUAAUCGAUCCAGUUAAUUUUUGUGUACAAUGAUAACAAUAAAAUAAAUAUACAAACAUACAUACAACCUCCUAAAUUCAAUCAUACCACCUCUAUUAUAAACAUAGUCAAGACGAUAUUAUAGCUUUAUUCAUUUAUUUAUAUCUAAUUCUUCUUUAUACCUAUAUAAUACUAAAAUUGAUAUAGUUUUAGGGUAACGGAUAUUGCGAUAAAGUAUUGUAAAUAACGGAUAUUAUGUGAAUUACCGACGAAGGCACGAAAACCAGUAAAUAUUACCGAUAUAAUCAAUUUAUAUUUAUGUGGAACGGCUGUCACGUAUAGUAUUAUUAGAUAUAGGUUUUAUCUUUUAAAUAAAUGAAAAUUAAUGAUAACAUUAUUUUGUAAAUAUACCUGAUAGAUGCUUGAACCUCUCCUUUUUAUUCGGCAAUCAGAAUAGAAAAACAUUUUUAUCAUUCGUAUUACUGCAUACAUAUUUACACCCCAUUGGCUUUACCCAACAAGAAAACAUGUUAAGAAUUCAAAAAAGUUUAUUAGAGAUAGAAGCGAGACUGUUUUCUUUUAAUAACACAGAAAAUUAUCAAUUAUUAUUAUUCAGAGAAAUAGUUUCACUUCUUACUUGGGUUGGGUUUUUCAGGAAGGAAGGAAAUGUGCAUCCAACCCCGUGUCUUAUAGAGCACGUUUAAGCCAUCGGUCCCGGUAUUAUCACUAACAUGACAAUAAUCGUUAAGGCCUGCCAUCCUACGUUUGAGCAUCGUAAACUGAGCUUUGUUUAAGCUCUAAUUCUUGCGUCCCCUAUGGAAAGGAAGGCCAGUGUCCCGCACUGGUCCAUUGGCUAAGGAUGAUAUUAUCUUAAUUUUGACUUAUAACAUUAGAGGCGUGAAUAUAAAUCUUUUUUUUUACAACGAGUAGGUACAAAUUGUUGAGGUAGUUUCUACUAUAAGUAAAAGAAACAAAAUUUAGUUUAGCAACAGGAAAACAUAUUUUGCCUUCAUUACAAUAUGGAUACGUGACACAAGCCGCUUUCUUAUGUAAAUUGAAUAUGAGGUUACGAAUAACUUCAGUGCAGAUGUAAGUCUAAGUUGUAAGUAUCUUACCUGAUGUUACUUUUGAAAAAUUGUAUCAAUAAAUAUUGUAAUUAAUAUGCUGUACAUAAUGUUAUUUGUAAUAUAAGAAUAAAUAAAGAUCUUUAGUGAAAUAAAA